Messenger RNA from Culex quinquefasciatus (southern house mosquito), 2402 nucleotides. Its product is annotated as glutamate receptor ionotropic, kainate 2-like. The transcript is spliced from 4 exons. Lineage: Eukaryota; Metazoa; Arthropoda; Insecta; Diptera; Culicidae. The record is from RefSeq and is a predicted model, not a curated record. The coding region runs from base 6 to 1943 and encodes 645 amino acids. Gene Ontology annotation, molecular function: ligand-gated monoatomic ion channel activity. Gene Ontology annotation, cellular component: membrane.
GUGAAAUGGAAGUGGUUAAGCUUUGGUUUCUGCUUGCCUAUCACUACUUUGCGUUGGCUAAACCAUGGGACAGGAAAGAUUUUUUCGAGAUUUCAUCAACAUAUUUCAAAGCACGACAUGUUAAGUCGGUGACUGUUUUUAGCUGCUUUGGAGAUUUGGAUGAUUAUUGGCUGAUGAAGAGUUACUUGGAGCGUGGUUUUUCCGUAAGGAUCUUGUCAUCUUAUACAGAAUUCAACGCUUCUGGUUCUAGUAAUUCUGGUGUCUUGGUGGAUGCUAGGUGUGAUGAAAUGGUGGCAAAGCUGGUUGAAAAGGAAAACAUCAACGCCUACAUGUUGACCAACAUCUAUUGGUUAUUUUUGGAAGUUAAACCAAAAACAAGUGAAUUUUCAAACAAUGAUAAAAACUCAACAGUGCCUUCAAGUUUAAGAGUUCUAUACGACAAACGUUUCCGAAACGUAGACGUACUGCCAAUGACUCACGUGGCGAUUGGUUUUCUCGAAGAACGUUGGCGACUGUUUGAUGUUCACAAACCCUACAGAGAGGCUUCGGUAAUGUGGCAAGAAAUAGCGUGUUGUGACAACGAUCUGGUUGAUCCUAAAGUAAUGAAAUGCGCUCUGUGGAAUGCAGAUAAAAAUCAAAAAGAGAAACGCAACUUGCAAGGGUUCGCAAUGCCAGCAGCCACUGUGAUUACCUUUCCAGAAUAUUAUGCUGGGCUAGAAAAUCGAUCGGAUUCAAUCCAUGAUCUUUUCACAAAAGCCAACUACCCGUUGAUCAAAACGUUGAUGUAUGAUCUUAAUUUUACCCUCAACAUGCUUCAGGUGAACAGUGGGGGGUGGAAAGUCAACGGAACGUUUACUGGGCUCAUGAAACUGUUUCAGCAACGCUCGGUAGAACUUGGUAUUAUGGGAGCACUGAUGAGGUCCGAUCGAAUGGAGGUGGCAGACUAUACAAUUGUUACGAUGUUAAUCAAAACAUGUAUCAUUUUUAAGCAGCCUCCACUUUCGUUGGUUUCAAAUAUCUUUGAGUUGCCCUUUAGUAGUGGAGUUUGGCUCAGUUGUGGUGCGUUUGUGAUAAUUUAUUGGAUUUCGUUGGUUCUGUUCCGAUCAAUCACCAAAACGGAACCGUUCACUGUUCAGGAGUCGUUGUACUAUAUGAUCGGGACGUUAUGUCAGCAAAAUGUGGAAUUGAUGCCACGUUUUAACUCAGCCAAGCUGGUAUUCUUUUUCGCACAUUUGACGAGCUUUUUUAUUUUUACUUCAUACUCGGCGAGUAUCGUUGCCCUGCUGCAGAGUCCAAGUCGGGCCAUAAAUUCGGUAGCUGACCUUACAGAUUCACCUAUCAAGGUUGGUGCAAUGGACACUACCUACGCUUAUGUAUAUUUCAAUGAAAGCAAAGAUCCUGAAGUCAAGAAGCUAUUCCUGAAGAAAAUGAAGCCUUUUGGAGAGAAGGCCUUUACCGAGCCUGACGUUGGUAUGAAACGUGUUCGGGAUGAGUUUUAUGCUUUUUCGGCCGAAGUCAACGCUGCCUAUCUGCUGAUCAAGGAAACAUUCACCCCGCAAGAUGUGUGCAAGGUCCACGAGCUGGAGGCCAUCAAGCUGCCACCAUUUUCGAUUCCCAUGCUUAAGGGCAGCAAAUACCGCGAGCUGUUCCGACAGCGACUCAUCUGGCAGCAGGAAGUUGGAAUCAAUCGUCGUUAUAAUUUGAUGUGGAUCUCCCAGAAGCCCACGUGUGAAUCCGGUACGGCGACCUUUACUUCGGUUGGCCUGAAUGAGUUGCGAUACGCUUACAUUUUCAUGGUUGUGGGAUUUGGGGUGGCUUUCACGUUGUUGGCAUGGGAAAUUACUUGGAACAAGCAGAGAAGUAAGUGGCUCGCUAAAGCGAAGAUUAAGCAACUGAAGCAGAAACCUAAAAUUGAUAAAACUAAUUUUACUUUCCUACAAUGAUAAAAAAAAACUCGAUUUUUGGAAAUGUUUGAUUCUAUUUUUUCAGAUGGAAAGCUUUACAGAUGGAACUUUUGAUUAACGUUACUUUGCACCCGAGUAGAGGUGACGAAUUUUUAAUAUUUGAAGCACAAAUUUAUAACUUACCCAUGGUAUUGCCGAGGUUUACGGAGUAAGAUAGAUAGGACAAGUGCUAAAAACUAGUUUUGCAAUUAGUUGAAUUCAACACUAUUGUCGACUCCGGAAAACACCAUUUGAAUAAGAUGUUCUCAGUGAAAGGUUUGUUUCCCCGUUCAAAUGUCAUUCGCCGUCAUAAUAAGUGUAUAACUCCAAAACAAUAUCGAAAAGAUGCAGUGUACUUUUCAGUACUGUUAUUUUUGGCAAUGUUAUUUUUAGGUCGUUUUGUUAUUUGAGAAUGACAGGAAAAAUAAAGAGUUUUUCAACGGAAUUGCAAAAAAUACA